GCGACACCUUGAGACCGGUGCGUACGCCACUCGACCACGGAGGUCGUCAUACGGUAUGUCUGAAGUAAAUCUAAAUAAUGUCAGGUUAAUAACCAGUUAUCAUACAAACUGUACAAAUAAGAGUGUGUUAUAUUAAGUUAAUUGUUUCAAAGUAGAAACAGACUCUGUUAAUUGGACGUGUGUUCUAUAUUUUAAUUACUUUAUUAAAUUUCAAUAAUUUUAUUCUAAAUGUUGUAAUUUUAAAAUAAAGUGGUGUGAUUCGUUGAUUUGUACUUGAAUUACCUAAUCAUCUGAGAUGUUUCAAGAUAAGCAGAGGUUUCGGGAGUUUGCGGUGUCACCGGCAUUUGUUCUCGACGAAUGUUCAGAAGCAGAUGUCGCUAAAGCCUUGAUAGAGAGCAAGCAACAGAGAGAACCCUUUUACAUAUUUGAUAUGGACGAAGCGUAUCGACAUAUACAGAGGUUUAAACAACGAAUGCCGAGAGUGCAAGUAUUUUUUGCUAUGAAAGCCAACCAUUCGGAGAUGAUGCUGAAACUGGCGAUUGCUUUGGGAGUGGGGUUCGACUGCGCCUCACCUGGUGAAAUCAACAGGAUACUUAAGUUCGGAGUUGAUCCCACGAGCAUUAUAUAUGCAGUUCCAAAUAAAACUCCAGAACAAAUGAUUUAUGCGAGAAUAUCCGGAGUGAAGCACACCACAUUUAACACAGCCUGCGAACUGUAUAAGAUAAAACAAUACUGGCCGGACGCUAAAUUAUUAAUACGCAUUAAGGUGGAAAGCGACAGUGUUUACAAGUUGGGCGAGAAGUUCGGAUGCCUGUUCGAGACGGAGGCUGUGGAUCUUUUGGAAACUGCCGCCAGCCUCGGCCUGACUGUGAUAGGUGUGGCGUUUCAUGUGGGUAGCGGUUGUUCGUCCAUAGAGAGUUAUGCUGUGGGUAUCCGACAUGCCAGAGCCCUGUUCGACCACGAAGCGAGGGCAGGACGCCAGAUGAAAAUAUUGGAUAUCGGGGGCGGGUUCUACCGCGAGGAAUCUACGAAAUUCGAUCAGGUGUCACAAUUGAUAACGGAUACCCUGGCUCAUCUGUUUCCGGAUCCCUCCGUGCAAGUGAUUGCUGAACCCGGCCGCUACCUGUGCGAGGCAGCCUUCACUCUGUAUUGCAACAUCAACAAAGUUAAAACGGUAAUGCGAAAUGAUAAACCGCUAAACAUGGUCUACAUAAGUGAUGGUAUCAACGGCACGUUGAGGUAUUUCGAGACUUGGCAGAAUGUUUACAAAUUUAAUGACAAAGGACGUUGUAAAGAAAACCUUGAAGAUACAGUACUCUAUGGUCCUUCACCAGAUUCAAAGGAUUACUUGGAAGUGAAACUCCCUCGUUGCACGGAUCAAGACUGGCUGGUUUUCGAUAUGCAGGGAUCCUAUACCUUGGUAUUCUCCGGAAGGUUCGCAGGGUAUGAAAUACCCCUGAUAAGGCCUAUUAUAUCGAAAAAGAUUUGGGCCCAGAUAAAAGACCGAGAGAUCUUCAAUUCGGGUGAUUUCAUUGUGUCUCCGGAUCUGCUGGCGCCCCUGCCGAGCACACUGCCGCCGCUCCUGCCAUACCAUGGUCGGACUGAGUACUCACACCUAGUCUUAGCUGAUUAAACAGUUUUUAAUUUCCAUUGUCAUGUAAGAUGGUCGCAAUACAGUAUAUUAUUAGGGAUUAUUUUAUGGAAUUAUGUUCGUUGUUCAUAUGUAAGUUUUUAUAAUAAAAUUUGCAAAAAAAAGUUUCCUUGAACCUAAAAAUCAAGUCACAUAAAUUAGAUAAAUAGUUACUAUAAAUCAACGAAAAUCAUAUUUGCUUUCAUUCUGAACUAACAAAUUAUGUCAAAGACGCUUACUUAAAAGGCUUUUAUCUAUUAAAUGUGAUUUUUUAACA
Molecule: messenger RNA, 1907 nt
Organism: Trichoplusia ni (cabbage looper)
Lineage: Eukaryota; Metazoa; Arthropoda; Insecta; Lepidoptera; Noctuidae
Product: ornithine decarboxylase-like
Exons: 10
Coding region: 296-1633 (445 amino acids)
Cellular component (GO): cytoplasm
Molecular function (GO): ornithine decarboxylase activity
Source: RefSeq, a predicted model, not a curated record